AUGGCCAAAUCGAUUCACUCUCACCGUCUUUUUAUAUUUCGUGAAGGUACUUCAGACGAUACUACUCAGAGGCGCUUCCCACAAAACACUUCAGAACUUGGGAUGAGCGAAUUGAUCAAUUCUACGUUACUCCGUUGGAUACCUGGAAGAGCAAAACAAACGGAAUUCUCUGGCACACGAUCCACAUUAAUGGAACUACAGGAACUUUGGGAGCCGCUGCAACGCAUUUUGGCGAGGGAACAUAUUGGAGAACCAAUGAAUGCCUUGGGAGUGCAGAUGGAAAUUUUUACAACACUUGGAAGCUUUGUCGCCCCGCCAAGUCCUGAUUUCUGGAGAUCAGCAAUCAGGCUUGUUGUCACAAAGCUCGGGACGAAAGAUGACACAGAACCAUUGCUCAAUAUUGUUCCACACACUGCUCCAAUGUCCUUUGUUGACUCUUUAUUAGAAAAGCUGCGGGAGCAAACAAUUUGUGAAACCGAAACAAAUAACAAGAGUCAUGCCCAAACCAUUGAAACAGAACUUGUCACCUUAAGAUCUUUCUUGUUGGACACAUCGGCGUUGCGCCAGGAACAGGAGAAAAUCCAAGUUCUAUGGGUUCAUAUUCUUGCGGUGGUGUAUAGGGUUGAGCAUCUCAUAGACUGCCUAAUGGAGGGUGAUCUUUCAAAUUCCUUUUCAACAUCUUUUGAUUCCACCAUGAAAGAGAUCGAGAACGUUAAGCUGGAAAUGAAAGAGCAAAAAGUGGCAAUCAGAAUGAAGGAAGUAACCGCGACUCAUUUUCAUGUCCCAUCUCAAGGAACUCUAACGCUAGAAAAUGAGGUUGUGGGCUUCGCCGAGGAGGCGGAAUCAAUUCAGGAUCGGCUCACAAGAGGAUCGAAGCAACUACAGACUGUGGCCUUUGUCGGUAUGCCGGGAUAA
Oldenlandia corymbosa var. corymbosa is the source of this 915-nucleotide messenger RNA. The record is from the annotation of a GenBank genome assembly. NCBI's taxonomy places the organism in Eukaryota, Viridiplantae, Streptophyta, Magnoliopsida, Gentianales, Rubiaceae.